CUCUCUUCAUCCAGGAUUUGCAAAAUGGCAGCAUUUUCAUUCGGACUCUACACGAUGUUUCAUUUAAAACGUCAUGAGAUCUGAAGAGGUUUGGAACACAUGCAUAUUUCCUACUGGUUGAUCAAAAAUUCAAAGGAUAAGAGAUGACUUUGAUAAAUUCAUCUCCAUUUUUUCUGGAGUUUGUGAAGAUAUUUGGUCCUUAAAAGAAGAUUCAAUGGCUGGCAAUUUCUAUUGUUGUUGAAGUCAGAAAAAAGAGCAUAGCACAGCUUCAUACAAUUUCUUCAAUAUCUUGGAUACUGCAGGGAUAGAUUGAGGCAUGUGUUUUGCCGAGGUGUCUGACAGGAGGAAGUGAGAUUUACUCCAGGUGAAGUUAACCGUGCAUGGCAUUCAAUUUUUGAUGCCAUGAUGGACUUCACAGGGAUACUGCCACGACAGGGAAGUUCUGAAAAAUCACGCAAGAGGACAAUGGGAAACUUGGAUGUUUUGGAAGAUCUUGAUGAUGAUGACAGUCUUGACCCAGGAUCAAUGAAGAUGUCAAAGAUGAACUUUGAUUCUGCCUCAAACCUCGGUGACAGACAGAACCAUAGUGAGAUUGAGAAGAGGAGACGAGACAAGAUGAACACUUACAUCAUUGAGUUGUCUUCCCUUUUACCGAUGUGUAGUUCCAUGAGCCGAAAGCUAGAUAAAUUGACUGUGUUACGGAUGGCUGUACAGCAUAUAAAAUCAUUACGAGGUUCAGGCAGUGUCUGUUCAGAGAAAACAUCACGACCAUCAUUCCUCUCUGAGGAUGAAAUGAAACAUCUAAUUUUGAAGGCUGCAGAGGGUUUCCUGCUUGUAGUGAGCUGUGACCGUGCCAGAAUCCUGUAUGUGUCAGAGUCGGUGAAAAAUGUUCUCAGCUACUCAAGGAACGACUUGAUUGGACAGAGUUUAUUUGACUACCUGCACCCAAGAGACAUCAGCAAAGUGAAGGAACAGUUAUCAUCAUCUGAUGUAUCUCCACGAGAACGACUCAUUGAUGCCAGAACAAUGAUGCCGGUGAAGACAGAGUUUACCCAAAGACCAACACCUACACACCUGUGUUCUGGGGCCCGGCGAGCUUUCUUCUGUCAGAUGAAGUGUGGCAACCGGGAUUUUACCUCAAUAAAGUCGGAAAAGGAUGACAUUGAUUUCUGUCAGAGACGGAAGAAAUCAGACCGGAAAUCCUACAUACUGAUUCACUGUACGGGGUACCUGAAGUCCUGGUCAACAUCUAAAGUCGACCUUGGCGAGACAGAUGAUGCAGAGGAUAACUGUAACCUCAGUUGUCUGGUAGCAGUUUGUCAAGUCAAGUCCUCCCUAGACCAGAUACAAAUCCCCACUAACGACAAGAUCAACGUCCGCCCAAUAGAGUACAUCUCCAAACACAGUAUUGAUGGCAAAUUCUCCUACAUUGACCAAGGGGCAACCAUCUUACUAGGGUACCUUCCUCAGGAGCUUUUGGGUACAUCAGUGUAUGAAUACUAUCACCAAGAUGACGUCUUAGAAAUGGCGGAAACACACAGAAAAGUGCUGAAGUCAAAAGAGAAGGUGGAGACAUGUGUUUACCGAUUCAAAAUCAAGGACGGGUCAUUUAUUCACCUGCGAUCUCGUGUCUUUAGUUUUCAUAAUCCCUGGACUAAAGAAGUCGAGUACAUUGUGUCCACAAACACCAUCAUACCUUCACAGGAAGUCAGCAGCUCAGGACAAGAAAUAAGUACAGGGACUUCUGGGAUAGGAUUUGAUAGUGAAGAAAAUAAUUAUGAAGACAACGAAUUGGAAAUACAAAGCCAGUCUGAACGUGGGCAACUCAAUGUACCAGGAAUGGCUGGAGGAACACGUUUGGGAGCUGGGCGCAUUGGCAGGCAAAUAGCAGAGGAAAUUCUGGAACUACAACGUGGUCAGGGAAGUAACACGGCCACUGCCUUAGCGGACAGUACCAACCCUGCUAGCACGCCCUCUCCAGAAUCUUUCAUCAGCAGUACAACAACAAGGCCACAGUGUGUGACCACAACAGCAGCAUCACCGCCCUCAUCAUCCUUUCUUCCUUCUGGCUCAUCCAACAUUCUCACAUCUCCGGCAACAUGCUCAGCACCCAUUAAUGGUCUGUCAUUCAAGGCUACAGCGCCAAGCACUAAUAUGCCAUCCUGCUGGAUGUCUGAAUCCAGCUUGAUAGAGAAUGUCAUAGCAGAACAACAAGCAGUCGAGGAUAUGGAUGGUUCUGACGGCAAUGACGAGGCAGCUAUGUCCAUUAUUGUGAGCCUUUUAGAGGCAGAUGCAGGCCUAGGUGGACCUAUAGAUUUCAACGACAUCCCCUGGCCACUAUGAUUGUACAGGGAGCAAGGACCUACAUUCUUUGCCUCACAAAAACAUGCCCUUUAUCAGAGACAAAGUUGUGUCACCUUGCUCCCCUUAACAGUUUAAUGAGUGUUAGAGCAGUUAGGCUGUGGCAGUUUGGUAACAACCUCCUUAUGUUAUCAGAAUUAGUUUUAUAAAAUUCUUAGUUAUGUUUUCUUGUUGACAGUGACACUGAUAACAGGGUGGCCCUGUUAAUGAAAACAACAUCUCUUGGCCUUCAAAUAGCUGGGUUCCCAAAUGUGCUUCAGAGAAUAUGUCUUUCUGUGUUAAACUACGGAUGAGGCAGGGCUGCAUACAUUACCUUGUGCCUGCAAGAAGAAUCCAAUGGCCUAAACAAGAGAUGGUUUUAAUUACUUGUACUUUAGCAAGAAGGUGUGAUAUAAGUUUUAAAAGUGCAUUCAAACAUUACACUAACUCAGUGGAGGUUGACAGGAUGAAUAUUUAUAUGAAAAAAGACAUCUACACAGUGAUUCUAAUUUCCACAGAGGUAGAAGGUGCUCAAAAGUAUCAUUCUUGGCGUUGUUUGUAAUUUGUUUGACAAGCUUUAAAGCUACUGUGAUGAUGUAUCAUAGGAGUUGAAUUCAAAACUUCAACUGCAAUCUUUUUAACCUUGUUGUUUAUUGUUUAUAAUAUAUUGCAAUCAUGCAGAUAUGGAGUUCUGAUGGUUAUAGUUUCGUCCAUGUGAAAGUUGUUGUUAUCAACAAUGGCUACUGUUGAAUGUGCCAUUGUAUUUGUAUAUACUUAUGACAUUGAGAGCUCAAAUAUUGUAAUCAGUAAAUUAAUAUUUUUGUGUGUGAAAUUUAUAGAAUUCCAAAGGAAGAAUACUCCACGAGACCAGUUUUAUGCAAACCACUGGAUGAUUGUCCCCUUUGUUUAUAUUGUCCCCCAUGUGUAUUCACUUGUAUUUUUGUAUCAAAGGGACAUUUUUAUGUUUUUAUUCUAAAAUCUGCCUUAAGCUAAAUGAAAAAAUAGAGAUGAGUAUUUUACUGUUAGUAAAUAUAAAAGAAUAGUGUAGAAUAAUUGCAUGAAUUCUGUAAUAUGAUUCAGAAUCAUCAAGUGUACACUUUGAUGCAUGUUUAGCCCACCUGGCCUGAAAGUCAAAUGAGCUUAUGAAUUGGCACAAAGUCUGUCUGUCUAUUGUAAUUUUGUCUGUAAGACACAAUUUCAUGUGUCCAGAAUUGCUGAAGGUGUUUUACUGACUUUGAAAUAGGCUCCUGGCUAUACAUUUCGUUUAAGGUUAUGCUCAUCAGCAUCCUAACAUAGAGUUUUAGUGGUACAUGUUCAUAUGUAUCUGAAAUUAUUUUCCUGUCAAAAUAUCUUUAAAUUGGUACCUUUAAUUUAACAAGUUUGGUUUUGAAUUUAUAAUAGAAGUUCUUACAAGUUCUUGUUUUUGAAUUUGUCUCACUUGUGAUACAAAAUCUUUUGGCCAAAAGAUGCAAAUAGAAAGAUCACACAGAAACAUCAUGGAUUUCCUACAAUUCUCUCCACCAAACCGAUAUUAUGAAUAUGACUUUUUUUACUUAAUAUUCGAGUUUAAACCCUCAAAAGUCUUUGUGACCUUUUUACUUUCUUUCCCUCACUAAUCUAUUUUAAUUUAUGUAUAUUUUGAAAAUCAACUUUAUAGGAAGAGAUACAAAUGACUUACAAAAGUAAAAUUAAUUUUGAUCUUCUUUUUUUAUUUACUAGAGCUUUUUUCAGUUACUUAUGUUUUGUAAACUGAAUAUAGAUCUCGACUAAAAACAGUUUGGGUAUGUAUUAAAGUUGAUUUUUAUUCAUACCAUCUCCUGUUUCUCCUUCAUUGUAUAUCAGUUGUAAUGGGAAUAUAUUGCCCUUAUUGGACCAAAAUUCUACUGACUGCUUAAACAAAAGACAGGAUUUGUUUUAAUUAGAAUUUUUUGUAUUUUAAAGACUACUCCGAAUAUUUUAUAAAUAUGUAUAAAAGAUUAUAACCUAGCUUAGUUAAAAGUUUUAAAAUAUUUUUGGCAAAAUAUGUUAAAAUAAAAAACCAGGUGAGCUGUUUAAGCCUUUUGUUAACUGUAACAGGGAUACUAUAUUGUUUUUACCAAACUCUGCCUUAACUUAAUCAUACAAAUCAGAGAGAUAUUAUUAAUUUUCUGUAAUUUCAAGAAACGAUAUUAAAGUAUGAUUUACUUGAGUUCAAUGUUCAGAUGAAAUUUUCAGUCUGAAUUUUUAUCCAGUUGCAUGAGUUCAAUGGGUUGUACUAGAUAAUCGAAUUAACAUGACGCUGCUUCAGUUGAUGAGAUUUAGUGAGAUUUAUUUCAACAUUUGAUAACAUAAAAUUUGAAAUUCCAAGUCACAUGUACAAGUAAUAUUUCUUGGUGUCUGGUUUAGACUUACCACAAUGGUUUAUUUGUGUCCAACAACACCUGAUGGACCACCCAGAAUUUGGUUUAUUUAUUUUAAAUAUUAUGGAUAAAGCAACAGUGAUAAAUUAACACCUUAAUGUAUCGACUAAAGAUCUUCAUAUGUCACUUAUUGCCCCUUAGGAGCCUGCAAAAUGAAAUUGAUGCACAGGGUGCAGUUUUAUAGAAUCAACAGGCCUACUUCAAAGUCAUUCUGUGGUCUGAAAAUUCUCUAAGUAGAACUAACUUGAUAGAAAUAUUGACUUAUGUGAUUGUUUUUAUAACCAAGAUUUAAUUUUAUGAUUUCAACCAAUAUCUUGCCAUGGUGUACCAGUUAAGGAGGUUAACAAGUGUGGAAUAGGCUACAAUUUGGGGCAACAUCAUGUUAAUGAAGAUAUUUUUAUCCCUCACUUGCUUGCAAUUAUGUUCUAUCAAUGGAAGGAGCUACUCAGGAUCUGCUUAGAAAGCAGCUAGUAAAUUAAGUUUAUGAUUUUACAUGUUCCCAGAGAUUGUUCUCUCAUUCGUUUCAGAAAAUACUUUUAAUCAUUGUAUAUAAAUCCUUUCACAUUCAAUUUUAAGUGUUAGUUUAUCUUGAUAGUUAUUUUAAGUAACUUCUCCUAGUUGAGCAGGAUCUCGCUAAUCCUAUCAUUUUGAUUUCCACAAAAAUGUCACAAAGUUACAAAUUCUUCGAUUUUAAACCAGGAACUUAUCAAUUCCCUUUCCUGUGCUGUGAAGCUCUGACAAAUGCUCUGUGGCUUGCUUCAGCUAUCAUGAUGAUGGUUGCUUUCUUACUAAAUAGGUUACUGUUUAUUAUUUGUGAAGACUUAUCACUGACAAAUGUUGACAUUGCUGGUCGAUGGUUAUUAUCUAAUGAUGUGAUGUACCACAGGGAUUUGGCACUGACCCCUAACACCGGUGAUCUGUAUAUGUGAAGGUAUUUUAAUUACACCUAGAUGUAUAUCGACUGUUGUGUUGGAAAUUCAUGCCAAGAUCCUGUCCAUUAUGUAGCAUUUUAAGGUCCCAAUUUUCUUUUUUCCUUAACAGUUAACGUUGUCUCCAUUGAUGUAUUGGUAAAGACAAAUAAUUUUUUGUAUUAUUAUUAUCAGGUUGUUUGUUCUUCAUUGACAGUAUCUUGCUGCAUAAUGUUUCUUACUGUUCAUACUCCAAUGUCAUGUAUCUUGUUAAAACAGGAGUCUGUUGGUUGAUCAUUAAAUUUAUCUCUUUUAGACUUGAUGCCAAUGAACUACAUCCAAUCAAACAGAUAUCAAACUAGUUAGACCUAGCUGUUGUACAGAUAUCCACCUGACUACAUUCCAUUAUGCCAUGAUUUAUCUGGCAGGAAGCCAAUGUCUGGUAAUAAGCCCACCCUUAUCUAUUGAGGUUCACCAGACUUUGAGCCCCACCCUCUUGGAUUAAUGGCUAGACUAGUACACAUUUUGUCAUGGCCUGUGGAUAAUAUCAUUAGAGAUCUUACCAAAUGUUUUGCUGUAUAGAACCAAUGAAGGAUGUAUCAUUGUGUGGGUAAGAUUAGGAAGAUAUUUACAUGAUUUUUGAUAUUUCACACUCCUUAAUGUUAUGUUCACAUUCACUCUAAUAGGUGACCUUCCUCUGAAGAGUGCAAUCCUACCCCCUACACACACCCCACACACACCUCAUCCCAUCUUUGAGAGAUAGGAAUGUGCAGAUUUUUCAAUUUUUACUCAGUGAUCAAUACUGUAUUCACCUUAAUAAACCCACCUGCCACCUGGUCCUAUACGCUUUUCCCUCAUCUUUCUUCAUGGAAAGAGAAAAGGCGUGUUAGUUAUACCUGUAAAAAAAGGUACAACAGUAAGUGCCUGAACAGUCUGCCAAUACAAUCUGCACUCUUUUUACCAAAAACAUAAAUGUGUGUAAAUGUGAAGAGUUAUUCGUAUGGAAACAUUUCCCUAUACAUUUUGUGUUUUUGUAUGUGUAGUGGGCAUUUAUUAGGUCAAAUACAGUAAGUGAUAAAUAAUCUUUUAUUUGUAAAAACUUUUAACAGAUUUCAUUAUUUAUUCUAUGUCCUUGGAUCUGAACCUGGGACCUCUGACUUUCUUGUCUAAUGCUCAACCAAUCAAGCUAUAGAGAAGUUCUCUCUAUCAGUAUUUACAAGGGUUACAGAAGUUUUAAUUUGAAAAAUUCCCAUUUAUUUAUUUAAUGGUUUAGUUUCUGUUCUAGAAUGUAACUCACUUCUAACCACCAAAUGCAGACUACAUUUUUUCCCUUGAAUGAGGCAUCUGAUAUCUGUGUGUGUAUAUAUAUAUAUAUUUGUACAUUGUUACUUAUUAUUUAUAAUUCAUUUAACAACGAUUUUAUCUACUGUAAUUUUGUGGGGUUUUAUUUUCUCAAAGCCCAUAUAGCAAGAACAUUAGAAUCAAGGCCUGUUGUAUGUUUUAUAUUACACAGUAUUGAAUAACAGAUGAAUUUGUACUGCCUGACAAUACAGGAUUAAUCAAGUACAACGAAUACCCAUUGAAAUAUAACAUAGUAUGGAAAAUGUGAAUUGCUUUUCCCCCCAUGUACACAUUUGAAUCCUUUCAUUUGAAUUUAUUCGGAUAGGUCGGACUUUUAUUUGGAUGCCACUUUGAUAUUGAAAAUAAUUGUUAAAAAAUAUUUUUAAGUAAACUUUUAAAUUCUUAUAUGAGUCUCAUCUUUAAUUACUUAGUGUGAAAAUAAAUCAUUCAGGAAAGCUGUUAAUUGUGUUUAAAAUGAUUAUUAACCAACAUGCAAUUUCUCAGAUAAAUUUCAGAAAAUCCAUUGUUACAAUAAACAAUAAUAAGAUAUAUAUAUAUUGUGUUAAUGUUAUGAUACAGUCAUGAUCUGCUGUACAGCAACAGAAGAUGACUAUAUCUUAUGAAGUGUGCUUUAAAAAAAAAAAAAAAAUACAUUCUAUUUCACCAUAUCAUUAUCAUGAUAUCACUCCCAUUUUUGUAGAAAUUGUUGGUCAGUAUGACAUAACAGCAGAUUGGAAAUUAAUUUCUGUAGAUCAGAUCUGAACUAGUAUGGUAUACCAAGAUUUCAAUUGUAUUGAAGACUUAACUUGUAAAUAGCAAACAUCUUGGUUUCUGAACUUUUGUAGGUCAGGACUUAAUUGAAAGAACAGUAAAAGCACAUCAUGGUGAGAAAUGCAGUCUUAUGGACACUCGUGACCAAAUGAGUAGAAUUGGUUUUGAAUUUAACAAUGUUCUUCAUAUCCUUGAUGUAAAAUGUGUUAUUUCCCAUAGAUGGAAAUGUUCUGUUCAAAGUGCUUUUUCAAUAUUGUAAAUUUCAUUCAUUAAUCCUGGAUUUCUGUUUCCAACUGGGUCUCAAGAAUUUAGUAUACAACGGGUCAUUUUGUCAAUUUGUAUGUCCAUGAGCCUUAUCUUUUCAGAAGUUUUCUCAAAGUUCAAGCCAACAUUUCUGAUAUUUUACAUUGUGAUGCACAGUUAAAUGCAGAUAUGCAAGGUUUUUUUUAAAUGUAGGAAAGUUACGGUUUCAUUAUAUUAUCACGGCCCAUGGAAGUCAAUGUUGCUACCAGCCCUAACUUUCUGAUAGAUUGCUAAGAAAUGAUAAUUUUGUGCAUUCGGACAAAGACAAUCAGCAACAGUAAAUGUGGUAAAGACUCUUCAGAGAUAUCACAUCAUUAAUAUAACUAGUUGCAUCAUAGAUAUGAUCAUAAUACACUUUAGUGCAAAGUGUCAUGUUGAUAUUGUAAAAUUGGUUGAGUAAUGAAAAGUUAACUUUUCCUCAAUAGCUUGCAGCACAUUGUACACAAAGACUCUAUGGCAGAGCUUCAAACUAUAUCUUCAAAUACUUUUAAAAAGUUAAGAGACAUCAAAAAAUGUACUUCAUGUGAUUAUAAUACAUUUAUGUACAAUGUUUCAGUUUCAGAAAAAAGGUAAAUAUAAUUUUAGUCUACCGAUAAUGACAGUUUGAGACUUGUGAUUUUCAUACAAUUAGCUUAGGCAAUCAUGAAGUGUCUUCAGAAACUAAAUUUCAUCUUGUACUGUAUCUUGGCUGAUAAAAUUGUGUUCUCCUUAGUAUCCUGAAUGUACUCUCAAUUGCCAUAAUUGCCCAUUAUGAAGAAUUAAGAAGAGACCAGAUAUUAAGAAAUAAUAUAUGGAUACAUUAGAUAUGAUAAGUAUAUGGUACCUACUAAUAAGAAAUUCUUCAUUUUCUGUCAGAAACAAGGAUUGCAGACUCAGAACUCAUUCCUGCACCCUAGUGUAUCAUUUUUCUAUUCUCCAUACAUGUACUUGCAUGCUUGAAGACUUACUUUAGGAAUUUGAUUUAGAAAAGGAAGGAGGAAAGAGAAAAAAAAAAAAAAAAAUGAUAAUUAAACUUUGUUGAUUUAUUAAUGAAUAAUUUUCAUAUGUAUAAAAUUAUGAUGAAUACACAUGUAUUUGGAAAGAAUAGAAAAUCAAGCAUAGUUAAUCAUAACUCUUUAGAAAAACAGCACAAGAUUUAAACCUUUGGGGUUUCAGUUCAAUAAAGUCAUCAUUCACAUUGAUACGAUAUUUUCUUUGAGAUUGCUGGUCAAUAUCUGAUCUAACAUGGUCAGCUUGAUUGCACCCUUUGUAGUAGGAUUGGAGAAAGAGGAAUGAUUUCAAUUUUUUUUUUUAGAUGAUGAAAAAUGUCUAGGUAAUGUAUUUAUUUGAUUGAAGGGAAAAUGUCUAUUAAUAGAGGUGAUGAAGGGCAACAACAGAAGGGGGAGGGGGAGGUACAAAGGGGAAUGCAAUAUGGUAAGUUACUUAUUAGGAUUAACACCGUACAUGUACGAGUUUUCAAUUUCAGGUUUGUUUCACAAUUUGUAGUCAGGUAUCUGGUAUCUAAACUAUUCGUGUACAGACUAUAUAGCUUGAUACCAAGAAAUAUCAAAAUAUUGUUGUUUCUGUAUGAUUCCAUAUGGUCUCAAUGGUACGAAAAAACAUAUUGUAUAUGCCAGGUGCAUGUAGAUCUCAAUGGAUACGAUGGCUAUGAUAGGUUUGUAUCAAACCUGUUGUUUUUUAAAGUAGACUGAUAUGUUUCAUUUCAAAGACAUUGUGAUCUGAUGGUUGUACACUAAACAGUGCCCUAGAAUUAUCCAAGGAUUUUUGUAUCAACAAAUUUCAAAACCAUGACUGUUCUAUAUUGUAUGUUACACUGGAAUAUCUUGAAUAUAAAAAAGAGCAUUUUUCCUAUCCCUGUUGAAGUUUGUAUAUUCAUAAUUUUACCAAGGUUACUAAUUCAUGACAGUUUUGAAUGUGUAUAAAAACUCCAGUGAUAUUAAAAAUGCAGUCAAAAGCUGCAAGCCUGAA
Ylistrum balloti is the source of this 10030-nucleotide messenger RNA. Its product is annotated as protein cycle-like. The record is from RefSeq and is a predicted model, not a curated record. NCBI's taxonomy places the organism in Eukaryota, Metazoa, Mollusca, Bivalvia, Pectinida, Pectinidae. Gene Ontology annotation, molecular function: protein dimerization activity; DNA-binding transcription factor activity, RNA polymerase II-specific; RNA polymerase II cis-regulatory region sequence-specific DNA binding. The transcript is spliced from 19 exons. Gene Ontology annotation, biological process: regulation of transcription by RNA polymerase II. Gene Ontology annotation, cellular component: aryl hydrocarbon receptor complex; transcription regulator complex; cytoplasm. The coding region runs from base 403 to 2343 and encodes 646 amino acids.